Etheostoma spectabile (orangethroat darter) is the source of this 2399-nucleotide messenger RNA. RefSeq names its product histidine rich calcium binding protein (gene hrc). Bases 388 to 1671 code for a protein of 427 amino acids. NCBI's taxonomy places the organism in Eukaryota, Metazoa, Chordata, Actinopteri, Perciformes, Percidae. Gene Ontology annotation, molecular function: calcium ion binding. The transcript has 6 exons. The record is from RefSeq and is a predicted model, not a curated record.
CACCCACCUCUCUUAUACACUGGGUUAAAGGCAUCAGGAGCAUUCUUCGCAGACAUGUGCCCCUGUCACUCAUGCACAUCCAGCCACACAACUACACCACACACCCACUAGUGUUUCCACUGUGUCCUCUGUGUUCCUAGCACAAGGCUGGCACACUGCUCUGGACGUCUUUUGAACACAGCCAGUCUCUCUGCAGCUUGGAGCAAGAAUCUGAAUAAUAUUACUUAAUCACCUGCAGCUCUAUUACGUUUUUUUGUGUGUGGAUUUGUUGUUUUUUAAGUUUUAAAAACCCAUAGAUUGUUUUUGUUUUUGGUGGAAAACAGCGUAGAGACAGUCAUCCAGUGUGUAUUAGUAGUUCAGAAGAAGUCUUGAACUAAGUUUUCUAAAAUGGCCCCUGUGAAAGGCUGGGUAGUGGGGCUCCUGCUGGUUCUCCUGUGCCAAUCCCAGGUCCCCCUCUCAGGAGUUGUGGGUGCCCAGGAUGUGGCUGAAGCAGAGCAAGGCCUCCAUGCCAGAAAUGUUGAGGAGGUUGUGGCUGAAGAUGGCCUAACGACGGAGGGGGAUGAUGGCGCAGAUGAGGAAGAGGGACAGGUAGCGGAGGAGGAUGGAGACGAAGAGGAUGAAGACUCAGACGAUGAGGCAGAAACAGAUGAUCAGGAGGAGGAAGGCGGGGAUGCUAAGGAGGAAGGCAAGGAUGCUGAGGAGGAAGAGGAGACCGAUGAGGAGGAAGAGGAGACCUCUGAGGAGGAAGAAGAGACUGCUGAGGAGGAAGAGGAGACUUCUGAGGAGGAAGAGGAGACCGCUGAGGAGGAAGAGGAGACUUCUGAGGAGGAAGAGGAGACCGCUGAGGAGGAAGAGGAGACCACUGAGGAGGAAGAGGAUGCUGAGGAGGAAGUGGAUGCUGGGGAGGAAAAGGAGACUGCUGAGGAAGACGAGGCUGAAGAAGAGGAAGCAGAGCAAGAUGAAGAAGAGGCAACUGAGGAAGAGGAGGAUGAUGCUGAAGAAGAGGGGCAGAAGGAGGAAGAAGAGGCUGCUGAGGAGGAAGAGGAGGAUAAUGCUCAAAAAGAGGAUGAGGAAGAAGAGGCUUCAGAUGAGGAAGAGGAUGAUGCUGAAGAAGAGAAGGAGAAGGAGGCAGCAGCUGAGGAGGAAGAGGAGGGUGAUGCUGAAGAACAGGAAUACGAGGAAGAGGGGGAGGAGGCUGCAGCUGAGGAAGAAGAGGACAAUGCUGAAGAGGAGGAAGCUGAUGAGGCAGCAGCAGAGGAGGAGGAGAAUGAUAAUGCAACAACUGAAGCAGAGGAGUUAGCUGAGGAGGCUGAUGAUGCUGAGGAGGAGGAAGAGGAUGGGAAUGGCUCUGAGGAAGAGGAAACAACUGAAGCAGAGGAAGAUGACGAUGAUGACCAAGCAGAUGACACAGCAGAUGAAGAGGAGCCUGCCACUGACCUGAUGAAAUUCCACUCGGGCUCUUUAUGUAGUGUUUGCUCAAUCUGUGAGUACUGCUCUAAAAACUGUGACAAAUGUCCCUGUGAAGAUGAUGAGUCCGAUCACUGUGAGCACUGCCAAGAAUGCUCAUCCUGCUACAUUUGCCCCAUACUAUGUGACACCAUUUGCACACCAGGUGGCUUUGUUGAUGAGCUAACUGGAACCCUCUUUCAGACAGUUGCCUCUCUACUCUGAAUAACCUGAAGACUGGGCUCUUUAAUGCCACCCUGUAGGCUGCACAAGGCACAGCGCCCAGGAUUGGAACUGUUUAUACCUCUCUAGCAACAUGUGGACUCCAACAAGAGCUUGUCAGGAAUCUGACAGCUGACAGAAAUUCAAAAACACUUUUAGGUAUUAACUCAUGUUUAGAUAAGGUGUUUCACUUGCCUUGUUACAAGAGCUAAAAAUAAAUUAGUUUGUAGACUAUUUUCUUUACCUUGCUUAAUAUUUUCAAUGAGCAAUAAUGCAUUACCAAGGCUAAUGUAUAAUUUGUUAGGAUUCUUUCUAAACAAAACAGUUUUAGUUGGCAAAAAUGUUAUAAAAUCUAUCUUCAUGGCACAAAUCAAUAACUGCACUACUAUAAAGAUGAAAAUCUACGGCCACUCAGGUAACUUGCAAAUGUAUGUUGAGCCCACCGAUCUUUUUUUUUUUUACAGUAAAGUUUCACACAGAUUGACACAUUAACAGCUUUCCCAUCAGAUAAUAAAUGUCUCAUCUGUAAUAUUUGGUUUAAUGUUACAGAUGUGUACAUCGCAAGUGCAGGUUCUAUCUGUCACAAAUUUGCUUCCAAUUAGCUGUUUUUACUAUGUUCACUUUGUGGUUUUGUUAAUUUCAUAUUGUUUCACUAACUUCAAAGUUAUUUCUAGAUUUUUCUUUUGCAUAUACUUAUGACUGUGGCUCAUUAAAACUGCAGUUGAUGUCAA